CUCUCACCGUGUGCUUACGAGUUACCAUCCUCCCCCAUCAACGCCGCGCCUUUCCUCUCUGCGCAACCGCAAAGUCCAUUCAAUUGCAGCGGCACCGCACUUCCCUUCGCUACAUGUAGUAGUAGACGACGCAGCAUCACGGCCGGUCGACCAUGGCUCCGCUCUGCGCCGACCCGCGCCAGGUCGUCAUCUCCCUCAACCCGGCCCGCCGGCAGGCCCUCCUGCGCCUCGUGGAUGAGAUUGUCGACUAUAUGAUCUCGCAGAUCGAGACCUCUGCCGAUGACCUCGGGGCUCUCGCGCCGGCAGACAUUGACGACUCGGACGAGCACGCAACCAGCCGCCACACCAAGGUUUCCAAGGAUGAUGAUGACGACGGCAGAGGCUCAUGGCAGGCUGCGUGGCAGGACGACUGGGACUCGCCGGCUGACGCCCAGAGGCAGAAGAAGGAACAGAAACUGACGCAGCAAACUCAGCAGCAACAGAAGCCCAGCGAAACAGAGUCUCGCCAGGCGCAACGCGUCCAGCGGGCCGCCGUCAAGCACAUCAAGGAUUGGAGGGACGAGUUCCGCCCCAAGAUCGCUGACAUUGUGCGCGUCGAGGACAGCGACAAGAUCCGCGCCGAGCGGCAGAAGCGCCGCGACGCCAUGGACAAGAAGAGGCUCGACACGCCCGAGCACGGCGAGGACCUCAUCAGCUUCGGUGGCGGCGGCGGGCAGCUCACCCGCGCCGACGCCGACGACGACGUCGCCUCGCUGCAGGCCCUCUACCACCCCAUCCCCACGCGCCUCACCACCAUCCCGCCCGAGGACCGCCGCGAGGCCCUCAGCUGCGUCCUGCUGCUGCUGCUCUCCACGGGCAAGUACUCGGCGCACUCGCGCGCCCUGGUCCUCUACCUCGCCUCCGCCCUGGAGCUGUCCCAGGCCUUUGUCAACGGCCAGGAGGCCGAGAUUGCGCACUCGCUCAUGGAGAACUCGACGGCCGACAAGGGCCGCAAGGAGACCAUGUCGGCCGAGGCCGAGGCCGCCAAGCGCAGGCAGGAGAACAAGGUGAGCCGCUUCUGGAAGGUCGGCCUGGCCUCGGUGGCCGGCGCCGCCGUCAUCGGCGUCACGGGCGGGCUCGCGGCGCCCCUUGUCGCCGGCGCCAUUGGCGGCAUCAUGGGCGGCGUGGGACUGGGCGGCGUGGCGAGCUUCCUCGGCAUCUUUUGGAUGAAUGGUGCGCUGGUUGGCGCGCUCUUUGGCGCCUACGGGGCCAAGAUGACGGGUGAGAUGAUGGACAACUACGCCAAAGAGGUCGAGGACUUCCGCUUCAUCCCCCUCGCCGAGGAAUGGGGCGAGGACUGCAAACCACCUCCGCCGGCAUCGUCUUCGUCGUCAGGGGAUGACGGGACUCGGCAUCGGCAGACUCAGCAGAAGCAGCAAGAUCAGCGGCGUCUGCGCGUCACCAUCGGCAUCAACGGCUGGCUCAACUCCGAGGCCGACGUGACCCGGCCGUGGCGCGUGCUGGGCAACGACUCGUCCGAGGUGUUCGCGCUCCGGUACGAGAUGAAGACGCUCCUGGCGCUGGGGACGGCGCUCCGGGACCUGGUCGGGUCGUUUGCAUGGAAGGCCUUCAAGGCCGAGGUGAUUAAGCGCACCGUCCUGGCCACGCUCUGGGCCGCCCUCUGGCCCAUCCAGGUGCUCGCCGCUGCCUCUAACGUCGACAACCCCUUUAGCCGCGCCAGCAACCGCUCCCGCAAGGCCGGCCGCCUCCUCGCCGACGCCCUCGCCAACCGCGUCCAGGGCGAGCGCCCCGUCACCCUCGUCGGCUACUCGCUCGGCGCCGCCGCCAUACACGCCUGCCUGCGCGACCUCGCCGAGCGCCACGCCUUUGGCCUCGUCGCCGACGUCGUCCUCAUCGGGGCGCCCGCCCCCUCCGAGCCCGCCCACUGGCGCUCCCUCCGGCCCGUCGUCUCGGGCCGCAUCUUCAACGUCUACUCGGAGAAUGACAUGGUCCUCGGCUUCCUCUACCGCAUGCACAGCCUCGCCCUCGGCGUCGCCGGCCUGCAGCCCAUCCGCGGCGUCCGCGGCCUCGACAACGUCGACCUCAGCGAGCGCGUCAGCGGCCACCUGCGCUACCCGGACCUCACCGGCGAGAUCCUCCGCAUGUGCGGCUUCGUCGGCGUCCGCGCCGCCCGCGACAUCGAAAAGGACGACGUCAUCCGCAUGAAGGACCAGGCCGCCGAGGGCAACCUCGUCGACUUUGACGACGCGCCACCGCCACCGCCCUCGUCCUCCGCCAAACGAAAGGAGAGCAAGGUGGCCAACGACCUCCACGGCCUCACCAUCUCGCCCCCGGCCCUCUCGCCGUCGCGCGACCCCGACUCGCCCAUCCCUAGACGCCCCGUCGGCGCAUCCGCCGCCUCCUCCUCUUCCAAAAACGACCCCCCGUCAGAGCCUCAGCGCCCUCCGUCCGAGGCCUUCAACGCCACGCCUCCUCCUGCCGCUUUGCCCACAAGGCGCUCGAAUCCGCAGCCCAAGGACGAUGACUUCUUCGCCACAGAGCCUCGCCUGGCCAGGCGCCCCGUUGGAGCACCGCCCAAGCAAAAGACGCGCCAAAUGACACCCGACUCGACCGACCCCGAGGACUCGGACGAUGACAGGCCGGCGGGUGGCAUCACCAUGGUGGACAUGGACGACGACGACGAGGACUAGGCACGCAUACAUACACACGACAUGUUUAUACGAAUUGAGGACAUGAAGAGAAAACCACGAGAGCUCUGAAAUGGAUGAUAAAAUCUACACACUACACAUUACAAUGUAAAGAGAAACGAGCGCGCACCCACGCGUAUAGGAUUCCAUUCUCUGGC
Messenger RNA from Purpureocillium takamizusanense, 2845 nucleotides. RefSeq lists its product as uncharacterized. The transcript has 2 exons. Bases 153 to 2690 code for a protein of 845 amino acids. Lineage: Eukaryota; Fungi; Ascomycota; Sordariomycetes; Hypocreales; Ophiocordycipitaceae. The record is from RefSeq and is a predicted model, not a curated record.